Messenger RNA from Oryzias melastigma (Indian medaka), 2539 nucleotides. RefSeq names its product L-threo-3-hydroxyaspartate ammonia-lyase. The transcript is spliced from 11 exons. The record is from RefSeq and is a predicted model, not a curated record. Gene Ontology annotation, biological process: L-serine catabolic process; L-threonine catabolic process. NCBI's taxonomy places the organism in Eukaryota, Metazoa, Chordata, Actinopteri, Beloniformes, Adrianichthyidae. Bases 225 to 1820 code for a protein of 531 amino acids. Gene Ontology annotation, molecular function: L-serine ammonia-lyase activity; threonine deaminase activity.
CGGGACCCAGGAAUAGAGCCAGGAGGAGCCAGACCAGAUAGGAGAGUCUCUGCGGCCGCCAUGUAUGUGGUCAUGGGUAAUCCUGUCUUAAAUAACUCCUGGCAGGAAGAGAGGGAGGGUGCUUGGGGAGCAGCACCAGCGUCUUCUUAUCCCUCGAUCACACAGCACCAGGAGCAGAAGUGGGAUUCAGACGCUCACUGGAUUGAGGACUUCUCUGGACCAUCAUGAACUUUGCUGCCCAGUUUUUCUACUCCCGCUACUUGAGCGAGCGACUUGAGCGUUUGUUUUCGCCAAGGCCUGCAAUUAAAGACAGUGAGGAGCGGGAUCCUUUCUGGGAGAGAGAUGAACUACGCCUGGGUCCCAGUCAGCCCGGAACAUCCCACAAGUGUGGACCUCUCAGUAACGGCGCAGCAGGCCGCCGGUCCACUCUCAUCGAACCAGAGCGUCUCAAAGACUUUGGUGAGGAAGAGCUUCUCAAUGGAGACGUGAGAGUCCAUGAAACCAGAAUGAUGGAGGCUCCGGAGAUCAAGCUCAUGGAUCCUCCAAAAACCAGAAGACUCAGCGAGUUCAGAACGGUUCCCAGACCCCCACUUCAGUACCUGCGCUUUGAGGACAUCAGCGCUGCGGCCUUCAGGAUCCAGUCAGGGAUUCAGAAGACACCCUGCACGUACUCUAGGCUUUCCAAACAAUAUGGGAUGGAGAUUUACCUGAAGAAGGAGCACCUGCACUACACGGGCUCAGUGAAGGAGAGGGGGGUGCUGUACCUGCUCACCUCGCUCACACAGGAGCAGCAGAGGAAAGGGGUGAUUGUGGCCUCUGACUGUAACUUCUCCAUGGCUGUGGCCCACCAUGCGGCGGAGCUGAAGAUACCGGUGUUUGUCAUCAUGCCAUCUUGCUGCUCCUCGCCUCGCCUCAGAAUCUACAGAGACUACGGCGCCAUGGUUAUCUCCUACGGCAGCACCGGCUGUGACUCCCAGAAUCAUGCCCGCCGUCUAGCUAAAGAGAAUGGAUACUUGUACCUGGAAGAAGAUGAGGGUGCAGUGUACCUGGCAGGCCUGGGCACUGUGGGCAUGGAGAUCUAUGAGCAAGUUCCCAAAGUGGAUGCAGUGGUUGUUCCUGCAGCAGGACAGUAUGGCCUGCUUGCUGGAACAGCUGCAGCCAUCAAACACCUCAACCCAGAGAUUCUUGUUAUUGGAACAGAACCGGAGGGUUUCCCUCUGUUGCUGCAGUCUCUGAAAACAGACAGUCCAAUCAAAGACCUGCACAGAAACCCCAACAAGAAACUUUUUGGAGAUCUGCAGGAGCGUUCCCUGGGAACUCAGACCUUCCAGAUAGCAAAGAAACUUGUGGAUAAAGUCAUUCCAGUCAGUGAGGAGAACUCUUUAGUGGCGAUGCUUCGCUUUCAAGAGUUUGAGCGUUCCACGGUGGACACAGAAGGUGCCAUGGGACUGGCCGCCAUCUUAGCCGGCCAUUUACCUGAGCUCAGAGGAAAAAAGGUUGUUGUUGUGGUGAGCAGUGCCAACAUGGAGCCAGAGCUGAUGAGGCAGUGUGUGGACCGGGCCCUGGUGCUGGACGACAGAGUCACAAAGUUCUCGGUGCAGCUGGGAGAGUGGCCGGGCGACAUGGCCAAACUGCUAGAUGUCUUGUCUCGGGAGGACGUCAGACUGCUGGAUGUCUGCCAUCGCAGACAUGGGGACAAAUCCAACCUUUUCCAGGCGAAGGUGGAGUGUGUGGUGGAGACCAGGGAUAAGACUCAAAGUGCCCAGCUGCGGAAGACGCUGAACGAGCGCUACCCUUCCAUAUGCUGGCUGGACCGGUGAACCUGGAACAUCCUGCAGAAUCUCCGUGUAACAAAGAAUGCUGCAGCACGUAAACAGAAAACCAGCAGAUUAGAGGUCAGACUCAUACUCUUAUAGCAAGCUAUUCUUUCCCAGCUGUUGUUCUUCUUCCUGCGACCCUGAUUAGUGGGGGCCCUUGAACCUUAUCCAGAGAUGCAUGCAGCUGGGCUUGUUUACAGGCAUCGUGUUGCAGCAAACUAUGCAGAUCCUUCAAAAGAAAAAUAGGCCCUCCAAUGCAAACCUCUUCUACCGCUCCUUUCUUUUUUGCUUCCAAGGAGCCAGACUCAUUCUUUAGACGUUCUUUGGAGCUUUUAAAGUUUCCCUAGCUCAAACCUGAAUGUUUUCUGAAAGUCCAGGAUUUGUUUGUUGAGUCACACAAACACAGAAGAACACUUAGGACCAGAGAUGAAGCCUUUUCAUGUCUGCAUGCACUUUAUCCCUGCAAAUGCUUCUGUGGAACAACCUUUUGUCAAUCAACAAAACGUGUCCUUAUAGAUUUUAUUUACACCUGCGACUGAACGAACAAACAAACCUCCACGUGUUGACUGACUUCUUCACAGAUGAGAUGUAGUUUAAGAGUUUAGCAGAGUUCUGUCAUCUAUAUUUCUGAAUAAGUUUGUUAUUAAAUUACUGUAUAUAUUGUGUAUAUUUUAUCUUGUGUGGCAGAAAUGUGAUGAGUGAAUAAAGAGAAAUAAAUCCCC